Rodentolepis nana is the source of this 309-nucleotide messenger RNA. The record is from the annotation of a GenBank genome assembly. Lineage: Eukaryota; Metazoa; Platyhelminthes; Cestoda; Cyclophyllidea; Hymenolepididae.
AUGACUCGAAUUCCUACUGGAGAUUUAUAUAUUUCUCUCCUCACAGGUAGCACAUUAAGCAGUGGGGUACGUAAGAAAGACAACACCAGCGUUGCCUCCAUCCAAACGUCCUAUGCCUCACACAUGAACUCCACAGCGCACCACACUGGUGCACUACAAAAGCAUAUGCGCACAAUUCCACCUUCUUUGAAAAUGGACCAGCAAGUACGCGAGUACAUCACUAGGGUAUUAGGCGAGCAGGACAUCCCACCGAAGGCAGGUCAGAUUUGCUUGAACAUGUCGAUUCAGCUCACCACAAGUGUCCGAUGA